Populus euphratica (Euphrates poplar) is the source of this 998-nucleotide messenger RNA. RefSeq names its product MADS-box transcription factor 6-like. The record is from RefSeq and is a predicted model, not a curated record. Gene Ontology annotation, molecular function: protein dimerization activity; RNA polymerase II transcription regulatory region sequence-specific DNA binding; DNA-binding transcription factor activity. Gene Ontology annotation, cellular component: nucleus. The coding region runs from base 72 to 809 and encodes 245 amino acids. Lineage: Eukaryota; Viridiplantae; Streptophyta; Magnoliopsida; Malpighiales; Salicaceae. Gene Ontology annotation, biological process: positive regulation of transcription by RNA polymerase II. The transcript has 9 exons.
UGUCUUCAUCCUAUUUUGUUACACAGAGAGGGAAAACACAACUCGGUUUUCUUCUUCAAGAGGGCAAACAAAUGGGGAGAGGAAAGGUGGUCCUGGAGAGGAUUGAAAACAAGAUCAGUCGUCAAGUAACUUUCUCCAAAAGAAGAAAUGGUUUGCUCAAAAAAGCUUAUGAACUCUCUCUUCUUUGUGAUGCUGAGGUUGCUCUUAUCAUCUUCUCUAGCCGAGGCAAACUUUUUGAGUUUUGUAGCAGCACUGACAUUAACAAGACCCUCCAGCGGUACCAGCAAUGUUGCUACAGCACAGAAGGCACCAAUAAUCCUGAGGAAGGGUCACAGACCUUAUACCAAGAGGUCUCAAGGUUAAGGGCAAGAUGUGAGAGUCUUCAGCGCUCUCAAAGGAAUUUUCUUGGAGAAGAACUUGAACCACUUACGGUGAAAGAGUUGAAGAAGAUUGAGAAACAGCUGGACAAAACUCUUUCAGAAGCUAGGCAAAGGAAGACGCAACUGAUGUUUGAUAGGGUGGAAGAGUUACGCAAAAGGGAACAAGAUCUUAAAGAGAAAAACCAACAGCUCUGGAUUAAGCUGGAGGAAGUUCAGCGUCUUCCAGCUAUUCAUGGUGUAGGAGAUCCUAGCAAGGGAGAUGGAAAUAGGCAGAUUAUGAUGCACCCUUCCAAAUUCAACCACGUUGAACCUCAACCCAGUUUGCAAAUGGAUCAGCACCAACAAUUUGUUUCCGAGGAACAAGGCUUUGAUUCCAGGAUUAGUAUUGGAGGCAAGAAUAAGUACCCUACUCCAAAAUGGUUCCCAUGAAGUAUAAAUUCUUCAACACGUACAAGUGUGUCUGAUGAAAUAUUGGGUUCCAAGAUGUGUUCCAAAAUUGUUGAUGUGUGAUGAACAUGAAUCUGUUGUGCCCAAGGAAUGACAUUUGAGUAAAAAUUACCAUCAAGACACUGCUAAUAUGCUUAUUAAUUUCUAGAGAUAGUGGUUUUGAGAUACUUG